AUCAGUAGAAAAAUUAUGUCUUAGAAUUUACACUAAUAUAUAUACAUACUAUAAUCAUUCCAGUAGUACCUUAAAUUGCUAUUUUUAAGAAAAAACUCAACCAUAUUUAAUAACAAGAUGUGUCUCCUCUUGUGAUUAUUUUACUACUAAAGCAUAAGAGGGUGGUUUACGUGCAUCAGAAGUCCCCUUCAAAGCUGUUUCUCAGAUUACUUGAAAAGAGCAGUUGAAGAGGCAUGCAAACAGGUUUCAAUAAGCCCAGUUCAUAUUUCUUCAACUGUGCUUUCCAAGGCCUUUCAGUUUAGCUGUUGAGAUUACAGGCAUGAGGCUCUGUGCCUGGCUAAGAAUCCAUCUAUUUGCAUUUUUCAGCUUCUAGAGGCACCCACAUUCCUUGGCUAUAGCCUUGUCCAUCUUCACAGUCAGCGAGGGCUUGUCAAGUCUCACAUCUUAUUCACUCUGACUCUGACCCUUCUGCCUCUUUUCCACAUUUAAGGACCUUUGUGAUUACACAAGUCCACUCAGAAAAUCCAGUAUAAUUUCUCUCUUAAUGUCAGCUGAUUAGCAAUGUUAAUUCCUCCCUCCCAUAUAAUUGGAAACAUAUAGGUUCUGGGGUUAGGAUGUGGGCAUCCUGGAAAGCCACUAUUCUGCCAGUCACCCCUGGUUUAACUUUUUUUUUAAAUUGAACUUUUCACUGAAGCAUAACAAUAUGGGGAAGGUACCCACCUCACACCUCUAGGCCACUGUGGGGUCAGGGUAGGGGCAGCAUGCACCCAGGUCAUGGCUGUGCAGAGACGGCUGGGUACCCAGGGCAAAAAGGGAGUCCUGCCAGGAAGCAGGAGGAGGGAGUGCAUUUGUUCAUUCAUUAAGCAUGUACAUUGAAGUCUUGCUAUGGGUUAUAGAUACAGUGGUGAGCAAGGUGGACAGAAACCCCUACCCUCAGGGAGUUCCCAGUUAGUGAAACGGACAAAAUAAGGCAGAUCAAAGUACUCUAAUACACCAUGGGUCAUUUAUCUUCCUCCUAGUGGUGCAUGUUGCAGCUAUUCCUGUUUGUGGGGAGCAGAUAGGUUCCUUUACAUCUAGAGUGAGGUGGCACAACAGCAUAUGCUGCCAGGAAGAAGUUGGGUGUCAGCAGACUUCACCCAUGCAGCACCUUUUUCUUUGUUGCCACCUGGCAUCACGAAGGCCACUGUAGCUGGGGCCUGGUUCCCACAUUGCUCCUUCCAAGUCCAGUGCAUUCAUGCAUCUGAAUGCUCUCUCCUGGGCAUCCCCACUGCACCCUCCUCUAUGCUCCCCUCACAGACUCUACUCAUACUCCUUAUGCCAACUGUUUUUUCCUUCCUCUCCCCUUCCUUUCCUUAUUCUGUUCUUUCCUCUUCCUUUCCUUAUUCCUUACUUUCCUCUUCCUUAUUCUGUUUCUCCCUCUGUCUCUUCCUUUCCUGGUUUGCAAAACUAUAUUUUUAAAUAGUCAAAGCCACUUGUACCUUGAACUUUCAAAAUCAUUAUUUUAAUCCUUCCUCUUCCCAUCUCACCACAAACUCUUUUGCCCUGGAACAGAGAUUAAGGGACAUUUCCAGUUUUUGCUUCUUUCAGACUUGGAAACUAGACCCAAAGUCAAACUGUCAGUUCUAAAGCAAGGUAUCCCUGAAGAAAUAUCCAACAGUGUCAUCUUGGUAGAAAGAUUUCUGUAGGAUGGUCUGUGGUACUGCAGGGGUGAGGACACUGUGAGCCACUGGGAAUGGAAUUGUGAGAGCCUAGAGAGCCUGGCAGUGCUGGCGGCCUUCAUGCCUAUGAAGAUGCCUGUUCAGGAGCAGUAGCAGAGGAAUGGGUUUAGGAAAAACGUAAGUCUGAACCCUGAUUUCCCACAUCAAACAAUGACUCCUGAACGACGAGGCCCUCACACGUGGGGAACACAUGGAAAAAGGGAGAAGUCAGACCUAAAUGUUCUAUAGAAAACCUAUGUAAAAGAGAAACCCCACAAAUGUCAGGAAUGCAGAAAGGCCUUUAGUCACAGCUCAGCACUUAUCGAACACCACUGUACGCACACAGGAGAGAGACCUUAUGAAUGUCACGAAUGCAGAAAAGGCUUCCAAAACGGCUCAGCACUUACCAAACACCAGAGAAUCCACACUGGGGGGAAACCCUAUAAACGCACUCAGUGUGGGAGGACCUUCAACCAAAUUGCCCCGCUGAUCCAGCACCAGAUAACUCACACAGGUGAGAAGCCCUAUGAGUGCAGCGAAUGUGGGAAAUCCUUCAGUUUUAGGUCCUCCUUUAGCCAACACGAGUGAACUCACACAGGCGAGAAGCCCUACAAGUGCAGCAAGUAUGUGAAAGCCUUCCAGCAAAGCAUCCACCUCACCUAGCACCUGUGAAUCCACAAUGGGGAGAAACCCUAUCAGUGUGGUGAGUAUGUCAAGGCCUUCAGCCACAGCUAGUCCUUGACCAAACACCAGCAAAUCCACACAGGGGAGAAGCCCUGCGAAAGCCACGAGUGUGGAAAAGCCUUCACCAAGAUCACACCACUGAUUCAGCACUGGAGGACCCACAUAGGAGAAAAGCCCUAUAAGUGCAGUGAGUGUGGGAAAGCCUUCAGCCAGAGCACACUCCUGACCAAGCAUUGGAGGAUUCACACAGGAGAGAAGCCCUACGGAUGCAACCAGUGUGGGAAAACCUUCAGCCACAGCUCCUCACUCAGCCAGCACAAGCAGAUGCACACAGGAGAGAAGCUGUUUGAGUGCAGUCAAUGUGGGAAGGCCUUCCAGCAGAGCAUACGCCUCACUCAACACCAGUGAAUCCACAGACGGGAGAAGUCCUACGAAUGCAAUGACUGCAGCAAGGCAUUCAGCCACAGCUCAUCCCUCACCAAACAUCAGCGAAACUACACUGGGGAGAAGCCUUACGAAUGCAACCAGUGUGGCAGAGCCUUCAGCCGGCUUGCUCCCCUCAUUCAGCAUCAGAGGAUCCACACAGGAGAGAAACCCUAUGGAUGUAACCAGUGUGGCAGAGCCUUCAGCCGGCUUGCUCCCCUCAUUCAGCAUCAGAGGAUCCACACAGGAGAGAAACCCUAUGGAUGUAACCAGUGUGGCAGAGCCUUCAGCCAGAUCUCCCUUCUCAUUGAAAACCAGAGGAUUCACACCAAGAAAAAGCCCUACAGGUGCAAUAGGUGUGGGAAAUCCUUCAACCACAGCUCCUUCCUCAGCCAGCACAAAAGGACACACACUGGGGAAAAGCCUUACGAGUGUCACGAUUGUGGAAAGUCCUUUAGGCAGAGCACCCACCUCACUCAGCACUGAAGGAUCCACACAGGAGAGAAGCCAUAUGCAUGCAGGUACUGUGGAAAGGCCUUUAUACACAGCACCUCCAUUACUAAGCACCAGAGAACUCACAUUGGAUAAACCCACUCCACAUGUGCUGGGGACAUAGGAAGACCUUAAGCCACAGCUCAUCCCUUUCUAGAUUUGACCCAAUCAUAUACAUGAGAAACAUAUAUUCAUACACAAGUCUUUUCACAUGGCACACCUCUCAGACACCCUCAGAGAGUUUAUACUGAUGGGAAAUUACCAUGGAACCACCAAGCUCU
Molecule: messenger RNA, 3577 nt
Organism: Cercocebus atys (sooty mangabey)
Lineage: Eukaryota; Metazoa; Chordata; Mammalia; Primates; Cercopithecidae
Product: zinc finger protein 844-like
Exons: 1
Coding region: 2821-3420 (199 amino acids)
Source: RefSeq, a predicted model, not a curated record